AGGUUUUUACAGCAAUUCUCUGAUGCCCUUGAUAUGGUAGAACGCUGUGUAUAUCAAGAGUAAGCUCUCGUUUGAGGAGACAAUUCCUGUUUUUGCCAGUGCCACGUGUAAUAUAUGUGAAGUUCCUCAAAUACUAAUCAAGUUGAAGAAACACUUCCACUACUUAAAAAUUACUUCCAUAUUUGUUCAGCUAUCCCAAUGGGAUUUUCACUUAGUAAAUCUGCUACUCAGGUAUCUGCUAUGCAUAUGGAUUCAAAAGUGGAUGAUCACUUAAUACGAGGGACUGAAAAAAGCAGAUUGGAACCAACAACUCAGUUAUUUCAAAACACCAAGAAAAUAAGAUUGGAAGACACAAAUCAAGAAAACUUUUCAAGGAUUAAAGGGACUGGCACAAGAUCUCUUUCUGAGAAAGCCUUGGGUUCAGUGGUAUACGUCAAAGAAAGUGAUGGACUAGAAAUGACAGAUGUGGAAUGAAGCAAUUUGUAUGUAUUACCAAACAAACCAAAAACUGCCUUUGAUUAAGAGGGGAUGCUGAAAGAGAACUUAACCUUAUUAGGAAACCCUAACAAAAUGACGGAAGACUAUCGCUUUAUUUUUCACUAUUUGUGAAUCAUCUUGCACUGCAUUUUUUGAUUAUGCCUAUUCAAAAGGCAGUUGCUUUAGAGUGAAAAAGCCUUCCAAAAUUCAAAGCAGAUUUCUCUGGUAUUAUAUUAUAUCCUUCUUAAAAACCAGAGCUUUAAGUGACAGUAUUUGAACGGCACCAAAACAUUUUCAUUUUAAUGUAUUUCUUUAACAAGUGAUUUAAAAAAGUGUCUAAGCGGCCGGGCAUGGUGGCUCAUGCCUGUAAUCCCAGCACUUUGGGGGGCCGAGGCGGGGCGAUCACCUGAGAUCAGGAGUUCACAACCAGCCUGGCCAAUAUGGUGAAACCCCAUCUCUACUAAAAAUGCAAAAAAUUAGCCAGGUGUGGUGGUGGGCGCCUAUAAUCCCAGCCACCUGGGAGGCUGAGGCAGGAGAAUCGCCUGAACCCCAGAGGCGGAGGUUGCAGUGAGCUGAGAUCAUGCCAUCGCACUCCAGCCUGGGCAACAAGAGCGACACUCCGUCUCAAAAAAAAAAAAAAAAAAACACGGUCCAGGCAAUGUGACAUCAGUAUUUCAUAGUAUUUCUGGUGUACCGGUUUUGCAUGUUACUUUUCCAUUUUGGGAUUCUGCUUUAGGAUACUUUACUUUCUUACAUUUUGCAUUUUUGUUCUAUAAAAGAUCACUGCAGAUAAACUGAAAAGGCCAAUAAAUUGCAUAUCUUCAGAAGGAUUUCACAUUUUAAAUCGUGCCUUUAAAACUCUUUUUUUCCCCCCACAUAGAAUCCAUUUUAGAGUUAGAAAAGUAUUCUUUCCAAGUGUUAAUAGUUUGUCUUGCAGAUGAUACCAUUUUAUGUCACCAAUAUUUAAUAUGAGAAAAACAACCUGGUGUUUAAAAACCUUGUUUUGUGUAUCAGUUAUGAAAAUAUCUGGUAGUUGGAAAUCUCUUUAAUAUUCAUUUUAAGAGGAAAGGGCAUCUUUUUGGAGGGGGAGUUAUAUUUUAUUAAUCAGAAAAAUACUAAACAAAUGUGUUUGUAGGGAAUAUUGAGAAUGAAAAACAAUUGUUGAUUGGGACAUAAGCUAAAAAGACAACGCUUUUUAUUAUUUAUGGAACAUAAUUCUUUAGGAGAGAAAAAAAUACACAAAUCAUUCGUUGUUCACCUAGCCUGGCACUGUGCUUGGUGCUGGAGAUACAGUAGUGAAUAAAAUAGCCACUGCCUUGUA
Molecule: messenger RNA, 1798 nt
Organism: Chlorocebus sabaeus (green monkey)
Lineage: Eukaryota; Metazoa; Chordata; Mammalia; Primates; Cercopithecidae
Gene: C14H2orf15
Product: chromosome 14 C2orf15 homolog
Source: RefSeq, a predicted model, not a curated record